Pocillopora damicornis (cauliflower coral) is the source of this 820-nucleotide messenger RNA. RefSeq lists its product as uncharacterized. The record is from RefSeq and is a predicted model, not a curated record. Lineage: Eukaryota; Metazoa; Cnidaria; Anthozoa; Scleractinia; Pocilloporidae.
GGCACCAGCCACGUUCCUGUAAAGAAAUAUACGACCAGAACAGCGCCAGCUCCAACAAGGCAUAUACCCUCAGGUUAGACAAUGGAGAUCUGCCUGUGUACUGUUCCAUGAGUGGGGAGCUCGGAGAAUGCGGAGAUGGCGGAUGGACGCUGGUCAUGAAGAUUGAUGGUGAAAAGAACACGUUCUGGUAUGGUUCAAACAGGUGGUAUGACAGGUCUUCAUUCUCUCCCCAAAAUGGAGACACUGGGUUGGAUCACUUGGAGACCCAGUUACCAACCUACUGGAGCACGUCCUUCACCAAGAUCUGUCUCGGUAUGAAGGUCAAUGGAGUAACCAGGUUCUUGCAAGUGGAUAAGGCAGCAGCCUCACUGGAUGACCUCAUUGCUGAUGGUGAAUACCGUCCUACUUCGCUGGGUCGGGAUGAAUGGAAGACGCUGAUUGGUCCCGAUGCCUCCCUGCAGCUUAAAUGUAACAAAGAAGGGUUCAACUCGCAAGGAACUAUGCACCGUACCUCGAGAGUUCGAAUUGGAAUCAUCGCUAAUCAAGAAAACGAUUGCAACUUCCCUGAUUCCAGAAUCGGAUUUGGUGGAGGAGGGUCAGGAUUCGAAAACGCCUGUGGAAACGGAGCCUCGUGGAGUGCGGACAACGGAGACAAAAAUAUCAAGGCUUUCGGCUACAUCUUCGUUCAGUAAAGAAGCUAAACUGCUCUGCUUAAGGAAAAAGUUGCAUGUGACGUAAAGCGAUGAUCAUGCUCUAAUUUCAGUAAUGGGGAUUUUAAAUGUAGGUUUUUGCUUUUGCACUUACGCGAAAGAACAAUAAA